UUUUAGACCAAAUCAUCUGGGUAUUCUUCACAAUGGCUGCCGCACAAUCAUUCAUAGAAGAAUCAGCGUCAUUACUGAUGUGUCCAAUAUGCCUACAGAUGGUGAGCACACCUAAGUCAUUAAAAUGUUUACAUACAUUUUGUGAAGGAUGCUUGGAUGAUUGGAUCCAGAAACACAUGAAUAACAUAAGCAAAACGUAUGCCUGCCCAGUCUGUUCAUGUGUCAUUGAUAUCCCAGCUGAGGGGGCAAGCUCAUAUAGAACAAACUUCACGAUGCAGUCCAUGGCUGAAGCGUUAGAUAAGACACAAAUUUUACUCGAGCAGGACAGUUUUGAAUGUGGUGUUUGCAUUCAUGAUGAUGUACACGUCCCUGCUGUCACAAGGUGCACCCAAUGUGCUAAAAAUCUCUGCCGUUCUUGUACUAAAUUCCAUACUAGAUUAAAAUCGACAAAGUCGCAUAUUCUCGUUGAGCUGACGGGAAAUCCUGACAAAGAUUUUAAAAUAACAGCAAAGAGUUUGGGCCAGGCUGACAUCCAGUGUCCUUCACAUCCAGAUCAGAUUCUUCAGCUUUAUUGCAAAACAGACAAGACACUUAUCUGCAUCGAUUGCUGUGUCGGAGAUCAUUCAGGACACAAAUAUUUGAAAGUUCAAGAGGUCGCGAAAGAUGAGUGGAAAAAUCUAAAAGAGCUCAUGGAUCAGGGAAAUGCAAGAACAAACAUGAUUGAUCAGAAAAUUAAAGCUACGGUUGAACUGAGAAACAGUCAGAAUAAAAACCUAAUUGAGGUUCUCGAGGCCAUUAAAGCCCACAGGCAUUCCAUGAUAACAAAAAUCAACACACACUGUGAUAAACUUGAAAUUGGCGCCAAGACCCUACAUGAGAAAUCUUUGAAACAAAUUGAUGCUCAGCAAAGUUUCUACGACCUACAGAGUGGUAAAACUAAAAGCACAAUGCUCCUCAUGUCGUCAAUCAAGGAAUCAAGCCAUCCUGUGGAAAUCAUCAAAUCCAUUCCUGAUAUCGAACAAAGGGUAGAAGACUGGAAAACAGAACCCAUUGAUUCUAGUAGUGAGCCAAUAAUCAAAUCUUUGACAUUUCAACCUGGUGAUAUUGAAACAGCAAACCUUGGGCAUCUUGUAAGUGUUGAUGUAAUUCAAGAGAAAUUGAGGGUUCAAGAUCAACAGGUUGCCCAAGAAAACUCAAAGGUUCAGCGAGAGAAAAGAGCAGCAAAAAUUAUUCUGAAGCAGUUACUCAAGUUGCAAUUAAUAUCCAAAUUGUACAAGAUCCACUUGAUUAGAAAUAAAGCUGAGGAAAAGAAAGUUCAACAUCAACAACUGAAUGAGUUGGAAACAUAUGGAGUCGAUGAUUCAAUGUGCUCAAUAUGUGGAAUACAUUUUGUUCAACCAUUGAACCCUAAUCUUUUGGGAGCAGUUGGCUUAGCAGCUAAAUCGUAUAUGUCACCAGUGCCAGUUGGUCAAAUGUGGGUUACUGAAGAAGAUACAAAAGUCCAGGUUUUGGAGACAUCUCAUACAAAUACAGCUGAAGGAACCCCUUAUAUGAAUGGUGUGACCAAGAAAAGUCACAUUGCAACAUUUGAGCAUAUCCAAGGGGCACUAUCUUAUAAGCUGUUUACAAAGAUCUGCAAUGAAAGGAUUAUCCCAGCUUCUACUAGAUUCGCAAAUUUGAAAAUAAUGGUUGGGAAGGUUAACAACCCCAAAAUGGUAAGACUUAAGGAGUUGGAUGUAGGGACAUUGGAAACUAAGUACGGAGCUCUUAUGGAUUUGUUUGGCCAAACAACCAAUGCAAGGCAGUGGACAAGGGUGGAGGAAUUGGAAGAUAGUGUUGGUGUUAUUGAGAGUGAACUGAACAGGAUUGGGAAGAUAUACCAAGAAGUUGUCCAGGAAAUGCAUAA
Owenia fusiformis is the source of this 1906-nucleotide messenger RNA. The record is from the annotation of a GenBank genome assembly. Lineage: Eukaryota; Metazoa; Annelida; Polychaeta; Sabellida; Oweniidae.